Molecule: messenger RNA, 735 nt
Organism: Symbiodinium sp. CCMP2592
Lineage: Eukaryota; Dinophyceae; Suessiales; Symbiodiniaceae
Source: the annotation of a GenBank genome assembly
GCAUGGAAGUCAUGGGGCAACCAGAACUGGAAGGGCGGCAAAAGCUGGAACAAUUGGCAGGGCAACAACAAGUGGAGCAACUGGAAGAAGCCAGAGGUUGUUGAGGAGUCCAAAGAAUCGACGGUGGGCCGAGGAAUGCGAGCCUGGAGCGACGACGAGGAGGACAAGAAAGAGAAGCAAGCGCUGAAAGAGCGCAAGGGAUCGAAGGCCUCCAAGGACAAGGAUGGCGAGGACAAGAAGGACGAAGCCAACGGCAAAGACGGCAAAGAUAAUUCAGACUGGAACAACUGGUCUGGCUGGAAAGGAGGAGGUGGCGGUGGCAACUCGUGGAACAAGUCCGAUUGGAAGUCCAACUGGAAGUCUCAGCAGAACCAGAAGUGGAAGGAUUGGAAAUCCGAUGGCGACAGCGGCUGGAAGAAGCAGAAAGGCAGCGGGGAAGGUUCCCUCGAUGCUGCAAAGCCGGAGGAGUCGCCUGAAGAGUUGGAAAGACGUCAGAAGCGCGCCGCCCGCUUCGAAUCGAAUGCCGUGGCCAAGCCGUCUGCAUCGACGACUUGCAAGAUUGAAUGGUCCGCGACCUCUGAGAAGGAGAAAGACGAGGAUGCGGGCGAAGCUGCCGGCGAGGGGGAGGAGAAGAAGACGGGGACCGAAGAUGCGGCAAAGGCUGCAGAUGAGGAGCGAGCAAAGCAGAUGCGCAGCGAUGGAGUGCACCAGCGGUCGGAGAGUGAGGAGGAUUAG